Pararge aegeria (speckled wood butterfly) is the source of this 2168-nucleotide messenger RNA. RefSeq names its product nuclear hormone receptor HR96 (gene Hr96). Gene Ontology annotation, biological process: cell differentiation; positive regulation of transcription by RNA polymerase II; negative regulation of transcription by RNA polymerase II. The coding region runs from base 1 to 1728 and encodes 575 amino acids. The record is from RefSeq and is a predicted model, not a curated record. Gene Ontology annotation, molecular function: zinc ion binding; nuclear receptor activity; RNA polymerase II cis-regulatory region sequence-specific DNA binding. Lineage: Eukaryota; Metazoa; Arthropoda; Insecta; Lepidoptera; Nymphalidae. The transcript is spliced from 9 exons.
AUGGACACCGCUAGUGAGGAUAACGUUAAAACGGACGAUGCGAGUAGUCCGAAGAAGGAGUUGCCUGCGAAUCUUCAAAAAAUUUGCCUCGUUUGUGGAGACAAAGCUCUUGGUUAUAACUUUAACGCAAUUUCCUGCGAGAGUUGCAAGGCGUUUUUUCGUCGAAACGCAUUAGUCAACAAGGAGUUUAAAUGCCCCUUCUCCAACAACUGUGAGAUAACUGUAUUAACCCGGAGAUUUUGUCAAAAAUGUAGGUUAGAGAAAUGCCUGUCCGUAGGUAUGGUGAAGGAGUUUAUCAUGUCAGAUGAGGAUAAAGCGGAAAAGAGACGGAAAAUCGAAGAAAACCGAGCUAAAAAACGGCAGUUAAACGAUUCAGACGAUUCUGUGUCAAGUUCUAAGAACUUCAGAAGAGAUGAUGAAUUGAACAAUUAUGUUCCGCCUAUGCAUGACACAGGUUUACAAUAUAAUGUACUGAAUAGUACAACAUGCAGUCCACACAGUACCGCCCAAUACUCUCCCUCGCCUCUGAACACUGACCUGGAUAAUACUAUGAGUACAGCUGUGUACAACCAGUACGUCCCGGUGCAAAGCACAGACCAGCCAUAUACAAUGAAAGUGUACCCCAUAGAUGAGAAGACCAUUAUAAAUAGAGCGGUAUAUGACCAGAGGGUUGUGGAGGCUGGAUAUAGUAAUAUUUGUGACAGUAUGGACAGCAUGUACGAACAACCUAAACAGAAUAGCAUAAGGUCGAUACUGACGAACGGGAGUGCAGCCGUAGACGAGGUAGCGGAUAAGGAGCAAAGUCACGUUUGCGAAGAGAUGCCGUCCACCAGCACCAACCCCGAUGUCAACAAAGCGAGGGACAUACUGCAAGAUGUUGAGAGGAUAGAGCCGAACUCUAUGGAGUCAAUACUGUGCGAGGCGAUCAAACUGGAGUUCGAGGCGUACACCUCGGUUGGCAGCUGUAGCGGAUCCUCGCGAGAACUCAAUGAGGUGGAAAGGGCGAAGCUGAACGAGCUCAUAGUGGCCAAUAAGGCCCUGCACGCGCCCAUCGAUGACGACCUCUCGCAACUCAUAGGAGAGGUGGCUUCCGCCGGUCUGAAGGACGGCAACGGCGACCACGACCCCAUGCUCAUCACCAUCGUGAACCUGACGGCGGUCGCCAUCCGGAGGCUCAUCAAGAUCGCCAAGAAGAUCAACGCGUUCAAGAACAUGUGCGAAGAGGAUCAGAUUGCUUUGUUGAAAGGUGGCUGCAUAGAAAUGAUGGUCCUCCGGAGUACAAUGACAUACGACGGCCAAAGAAAUCAAUGGAAGUUGCCGCACAGCCACGAGCAGUACGGCAGCAUUCAGACGGACGUGCUGAAGCUGGCCAAGGGCAACAUCUACCGCUCGCACGAGCAAUUCAUCCGCUCGUUCGACGCGCGCUGGCGCACCGACGAGCACGUCAUCCUCAUCAUGUCGGCCAUACUGCUGUUCACGCCCGACCGCGCGCGCGUCGUGCACCGCGACGUCAUCAAGCUCGAGCAGAACUCGUACUACUACCUGCUGCGCCGCUACCUGGAGAGCGUGUACCCGGGCUGCGAGGCCAAGUCUACCUUCCUGAAGCUGAUCCAGAAGAUCCUGGAGCUGCGGAAGUUCGCCGAGGAGGUGACGGGCGUGUACCUCGACGUGCACCCCAUCGAGCCGCUGCUAAUGGAGAUAUUCGACCUGAAGCACCACGCCGCAUGACGUCGCCGCACCGCACUCGCCCCGCUAUCAAGACCCUCGGCGGUAAGCGAGCCACCUGCCAAUUUACACAAGACUCGAUAUAUUUUAUUUCCUAGAACCGCUAGGCCUUUUUUAAGUUUACUAUUACUGUUAUUGUAUUCAUAUUACACUAAAAAAGUGCCAAAUUUUCUCAAGCUGACUACGCCGAUGUUGAUUUUUAAGCCAAAUCUCUAUAUGGCAUUAAUAUUUUGAGUUUGGGGGGAUAAUGUUAACACAAUACUUUAGUAAUUGCAAAUUUGACCUUGAAUUUUCCUCCGUGCUUUGACAAGCAAGUUAAGGCACCUGGUCACAAUGAUUGAGACCAUAUUUUUUGGUAAGAUCACUGAACACAUCGUUCGCGUGUGGCCAACCAAAAAUCUCGUCCCCCAAACAAAUUACUGAGAUAUAUUUAAGAAAUUAUG